UCCCGUCCAAGAACAACCAAACGGCCUCGUCAGCCAACAGUCGACGACGCCAAAACCCAACUCCACACCACAAACCACUGAACACCACCUGCAUAUUUCAUACCUUCCCACGAACUGGCUGUGACCACAACAACUUCAAUGUCAUACGCCUUGCCCCCCUCUCAAGGCUUGAGACUGUGCGCUGCCUCCUAGCACAUCCUUAUUCCCCCGACGGACCCGGCCAUAAUAAGGAUUGCCUCUGGUCUCCACAGAUCGAUUCCGCCAUGGCAAAUUAUCAAGGACCUAGGCCAAACGGAGGCAGGCAGAGCGACUAUGGCCAGCCGCCGUCAUCAAACAAUCAGCGGGAUGCCGCCUUCUCCAACAUCUUUGGUGCUGCGCCGCCACCAGGUCGCUCCCAGACCAUGACCUCGUCCAACCCGUCUCCCAACAUGAUGCCACGGCCUGGAAGAACACAGACAAUGGGCUCGCAGUAUGAUGGACGGUCUCCCAUGGGCCGCGAGUCUCCGCCGCGGAUGCCUCCUCCCCGACAGCCUCCGCCGCGGCAGCCAGGGGGAUAUCCUCCACAAUCCCCCUCAUACGCACCCAACGGCCAAGCCGGCCCCAAUGGUUACUACCAAGGCCCACAGAGGCUAGCUUCCAACAGCGGCCCUCAAGUUCGCGAUCAGCAGCUACCUCCCCCUCCUCCUCGGCUAGACCAGAGAAGGCCAUAUCCAGGACCCCAGAGGGUGGACCUGAGACAACAACCUAAUAUUUCCCAGCAGCAGCAAUUUGCGCAACAGCAACGACAGCCCCCGCAGCGAGCAUACGGCGGUCCAGCACCGGCCAUGAACUCUGAUCCGUAUCGCUCACAGUCAAUGGCAUCGAUUUCACGGCCGCAGAUCUACCAGGCCCCACCGAGCAACUUUCAGCAAGCACCCGCAAAUGCGUUCCGACACGCACCAUAUCAGAACAACCAACAGAUGUCGUCUAAGAUCACGGCGCAGGGCCGCCCGGUUCCCGAAAGAACGCACGAUGAGCGCACGAUGUCCAUGGCGAGUUAUCCGCAAGGGCGAGACCACCAGACAAUGAGUGGUCGUGUUAUACCCACUAGACGCGCGGAAGAGCCGCAGGAGAGGACAAAUGGAUAUCAGAUUGAGACCCCAGGUGCUGCCGGAUCUAUGACCCGUACGACCAGCAUGGCGUCAACACAGGCCACUGAAGGCUCGGGCCGGUCUAUGUCUAUGGCAUCGACGGUGGUCCCCCCGGAAAGUGUCAAUAAUAGGACAUCUGUUAAGUCGAAUGGCAGCGGGACAGGACGGAGGGUGGCUACCAAGGCUCCCCUCGUAUAUCCAGCUCUGCUGUCUCGUGUCGGAGAAUGCUUCAGGGAUAGGAUUCAAACGGGGGACCGGACGAAGAACGACCUCGCAUAUAAGCACGCAUUUAGCGGUGCGGAAGCGGUGGAUGUCAUCAGCUAUAUCAUCAAGACUACCGAUAGAAAUCUUGCUCUGCUCCUGGGUAGAGCUCUGGACGCCCAAAAGUUCUUUCACGAUGUUACCUACGAUCACCGAUUACGAGAUGCGCCGACUGAGAUGUAUCAAUUCCGAGAGACUAUGAUGGAUGAUCCUUCCGACACCCCGGAGGUCAACGGUGUAUUUGUUCUGCUGACGGAGUGCUAUUCUCCUACUUGUACCCCUGACCACCUGUGUUACUCUAUCGCGUGUCCAAGGAGAUUGGAACAGCAGUCGCGACUCAAUCUCAAGCCUCAACCAGGUCUGAGACGUGAGGACUCGCAGGCUAAUCUCCAUGACAACGAGCCCGAUGAACAGAAAUUGUGGAUCAACACUGUAUCCAAGGAGAUUGCUGAUAGCGUCGGAGACCGCGAGAAGAAGAGGCAGGAGGUCAUCUCCGAGAUCAUGUACACUGAGAGAGAUUUCGUCAAGGAUCUUGAGUAUUUGAGAGACUUCUGGAUCUUUCCCUUGCGAGGACUUGUCAGGGAUGUACCCCCUCCUAUCCCGGAAUCAAGACGAGAGCGGAUCGUCCGGACCAUUUUCUCUAAUAUUGUCGACCCCCCGAGUAUCCACGGCGUCAGUUCCAAGUUCGCAGAGGCCCUCACAGAACGGCAAAGGAAACACCCAGUCGUUUCGGCCGUUGGCGAUAUUUUCUUAGAAUUCGUGCCCCAGUUCGAGCCAUUUAUCACCUACGGAUCAAACCAGCUGAAUGCCAAGUUCGAAUUUGAAAAGGAGAGGUCCCUGAAUCCGUUCUUCUCCAAGUUCGUGGAUGAGACGGAGCGCCGGAAGGAGUCUAGGAAGCUGGAACUCAACGGUUAUCUCACUAAGCCUACGACGAGAUUGGCUCGUUAUCCACUGCUGUUGGACAAUGUGCUCAAAUAUACGGAUCCGGCAAGCCAAGAUAUCACGGAUAUCCCUAAGGCUAUUAAAUUGAUUCGAGACCUCCUGACUCGUGUUAACGCAGAGUCUGGGAAGGCUGAGAACCGCUUUAAUUUGAGGCAACUCCACGAACAGCUCCGAUUUAGACCGAAUGAACGGGUUGACUUGAAGCUUACGGAUGAGGGCCGAGAGUUGAUCUACAAAGGAGCUUUGAAGAAGUCUCCAACAGACCCAAGUGAGAUUCAGGCUUACCUCUUUGACCAUGCCAUGCUUUUGGUGCGUGUGAAGAUGGUGGGCAAGAAGGAAGAAGUGAAGGUUUAUCGACGGCCAAUACCGUUAGAACUGCUGGCAAUAAAAGAAAUGGACGAUGUAGUGCCUAGAUUGGGCGUCGUCAAGAGGCCCACCUCAAGUUUACUGCCCGGGAACAAGAGCAACACCGCGGAUACUACGAAGGGUUUCCCAGUCAGUUUCCGCCACCUGGGACGAAAGGGGGGCUACGAGUUAACUCUUUUCGCGUCCACUGUCGGGUCCCGGAAGAAGUGGCUCGAGUAUAUUGAUGAACAGCAGGAGAAGCUACGUGCACGCGGAGACUUCUAUAACAAGACCACGCUAUCUGCCGGCUUCUUCACGGCGAUGAACCGUGUUAAUUGCGCCGCACCGUUUGAUGGCGGACGAAAACUUAUUUAUGGUACUGAUACUGGCAUAUACGUGUCAGAUCGAAGAUCAAAGGAGGCAGGGGCCAAGCCGAAACGUGUAAUAGACGUACAAAACGUCACCCAAGUUGAUGUCCUGGAGGAGUAUCAGCUCCUCCUCGUACUAUCAGCGAGAUCGCUAUUGUCGUUCCCGCUUUCAGCUCUCGAUCCGAACGAGCCCACCCUCGGCAAGCGAUCCAAGAAGAUACAAAGCCAUUGUAAUUUCUUCAAGACCGGCAUCUGUCUCGGCCGCCACCUAGUCUGCUGCGUCAAGUCAUCCGCCCUCUCCACCACCAUCAAGGUCUUCGAGCCCAACGACGCCAUGUCCAAGGGCAAGAAGCAAAAGGGCUUCAAGAUGUUCAACAGCGGCCAAGACGAGCUAAAAGCCUUCAAAGAAUUCUACAUCCCCACCGAAUCCUCCUCCAUCCACUUCCUCAAGUCCAAGCUCUGCGUCGCCUGCGCCCGCGGCUUCGAGGUCGUCUCCCUCGAGACGCUCGAGACGCAAUCCCUCCUCGACCAGGCCGACACCUCGCUCGACUUCGUCGCGCGCAAGGAGAAUGUCCGCCCGAUCCACAUCGAGCGCCUCAACGGCGAGUUCCUGCUCAACUACAGCGAGUUCUCGUUCUUCGUUAACCGCAACGGCUGGCGCGCGCGUCCGGACUGGCGCAUCGAGUGGGAGGGCCUGCCGCAGAGUUUCGCCUUGUCGUAUCCCUGGAUCUUGGCGUUCGAGCCGAAUUUCGUGGAGAUUAGGAAUAUUGAGACGCAGGCGGUUCAUAUCAUCCCGGCGAAGAAUACACGCAUGCUUCAUACAAGCACGCGCGAGAUCCUCUACGCCUUCGAAGACGAGCGCGGCGAAGACAUCGUCGCAUCCAUUGACUUCUGGCCCGCCGGCCAGCGACCCGACGCACGCAUGUCCAUCAUGCCGCCCGCGCCGUCCACGGCCCCGCAACUACCCGCGCUGCAGAUUGAGGGGGGGUCGUCGCGGCACUCGCAUGUUAGGCAGUAGGGGCCUCUUGUGGUGCGCGAGGGGUGACGCCGGCGGCCAGGGUCGCGGCUACGCAGUUUCCCGGCGGACGAGGAGUAUACUGGUUCUCGCUGCGCGGAGACGGGACGAGAUGAGAUGCGAGACUAGGACGAUUAAUUACUUGUCAGAUGGUGGUGGUGGUGACUGUAUAAUAAGCCGCCUGCACUCUGUAGGCGGCUGCUGCGCGAUUAGGGUGGAGGGGUAUUAAUUCAUUCAAUCGCUCCCCCAUUCCUCGCGACAUGUUGGUGUCGGGGGCCGAAGCGAGCGAGCGAGGUGACGGGUGAAGGGGUGAGCGAGGAGAGAGGUGGGAAGGUGUAUUUUCGUUUAAUAUAGCUUUGAACCAUCUGCAGGAUUGGUGUGCGGUUAGAUGGGUGUGUGUGGUGUGGG
This is a messenger RNA of Pseudogymnoascus destructans, 4469 nucleotides long. RefSeq names its product RHO1 GDP-GTP exchange protein 2 (gene ROM2). The record is from RefSeq and is a predicted model, not a curated record. The transcript has 4 exons. Gene Ontology annotation, biological process: intracellular signal transduction. Gene Ontology annotation, molecular function: guanyl-nucleotide exchange factor activity. Bases 264 to 4064 code for a protein of 1266 amino acids. NCBI's taxonomy places the organism in Eukaryota, Fungi, Ascomycota, Leotiomycetes, Thelebolales, Thelebolaceae.